Sclerotinia borealis F-4128 is the source of this 840-nucleotide messenger RNA. NCBI's taxonomy places the organism in Eukaryota, Fungi, Ascomycota, Leotiomycetes, Helotiales, Sclerotiniaceae. The record is from the annotation of a GenBank genome assembly.
AUGGCGGAUAGAUAUUCUUUCUCCUUGACAACCUUCUCCCCCAGUGGGAAGCUGGUCCAAAUAGAAUAUGCGUUAAAUGCCGUCAAUCAAGGUGUUACUGCAUUAGGAAUUAAAGCUACCAAUGGUAUUGUCCUCGCCACGGAAAAGAAAUCCUCAUCUACCCUCAUCGACCCACCCUCCCUCUCAAAAGUGUCCCUCAUCACACCAAACAUUGGCAUGGUCUACUCCGGCAUGGGACCUGAUUACCGUGUACUCGUCGACAAGGCCCGCAAAGUAUCCCACACUGGCUACAAGCGUAUCUACAAUGAAUACCCACCUACCCGGAUAUUAGUACAAGAUGUUGCGCGGGUCAUGCAAGAAGCUACGCAAUCGGGUGGUGUACGACCAUAUGGUGUCAGUCUGUUGAUUGCAGGUUGGGAUGAUGGAAUUGAGCCAGAAUCGGAGGACGUUGCUGGUGCGGAGGUGCAUCCGGAUGAGAAGAAACCAUCAAGCAAGACUGGCGGGGUUUUGAAGGGUGGACCUAUGUUAUACCAGGUUGACCCAAGUGGUAGUUAUUUCCCAUGGAAGGCGACUGCUAUUGGAAAGAGUGCUACUUCAGCGAAGACUUUCUUGGAGAAGAGAUAUACCGAGGGAUUGGAGCUGGAAGAUGCCGUGCACAUUGCUCUGUUGACGUUGAAGGAGACUAUUGAGGGAGAGAUGAACGGCGAGACAGUAGAGAUCGGUAUCGUGGGACCACCAGCCGAUCACUUAUCGGGCGUCGAAGGGGUUGAGGGUUCCCAAGGCCCACGUUUCAGAAAACUGAGCCCUCAAGAAAUUGAUGAUUACCUUACGAAUCUAUGA